Ascoidea rubescens DSM 1968 is the source of this 2409-nucleotide messenger RNA. RefSeq names its product M1 family metallopeptidase. The record is from RefSeq and is a predicted model, not a curated record. NCBI's taxonomy places the organism in Eukaryota, Fungi, Ascomycota, Saccharomycetes, Ascoideales, Ascoideaceae. Gene Ontology annotation, molecular function: zinc ion binding; metalloaminopeptidase activity; peptide binding. Gene Ontology annotation, cellular component: cytoplasm. The transcript is spliced from 2 exons. The annotation marks the transcript as partial. Gene Ontology annotation, biological process: peptide catabolic process; proteolysis.
AUCGUCUUACCAUCCCAUCUCAAACCACUCGUCUACAACAUUACAGUUGAGCCCAUUUUCGAGCUGAACUCAUUCACAGGCAACGUCUCAAUCGACCUAAACCCUUUGCAAAAAAAUAUAAACGCCCAUUCAACCACAAAUCCAAAUGAUGCUUUGAAUAAUGACUCUCAAAUUCCAAUUUCCAUUGACUUGAACUGCUUGCAAUCUGACCCCAAAAACCAAACAAUAACCUUCAACUUCGCAAAAAAUACAAAAAUCAUAAACCUAUUCAAUUCCUCAAAUUACUUAUCUCUCUCUAUCCACUUUUCUGGAAAAUUAAAUAAUGCUUUAUUCUCUGGUUUUUGCUCUGGCCAAUUCAAAAAAUUCGCCAUCUCUGACUUAGAACCUUCAGGCUGUCGUUCGAUAUUUCCUUGCUUUGAUCAACCAAAUUCAAAAGCAAUUUUUAACGUCUCUUUAAUCGCUGACAUGAAUCUAACCUGCCUAUCGAACAUGGAUAUAAAAUCACAACUCCCUCUUAGAAAUAAUAAUAAAAAGAAAAUUGUAUCUUUUAACCCAUCCCCAUUAAUGUCAACCUAUAUUCUAGCGUUUCUAGUCGCUGAUCUAAAAUGCUAUGAAUACCUAGAUAACACAUUUCCUAUUAGAGUCUACACACUAUCCACUUUCAAUUCAAAUUACAAAAAAUCUUUCAAUUCGAUUUGUCAAUUGACUGCAAAGACUCUAGAAUUCCUCAGUAAAACUUUUCACUACGACUACAAUCUACCUCAUCUAAAUUAUGCUCUAAUUCCAGGUUAUAAUGGUGCAAUGGAAAACUGGGGUCUAAUAGUUGCAACAGAAUCUUUAAUCAAUGAAAAUAUUCUAUUGCCACAUUUUUCUCCUGAUAAUGACCAUAAUAACAACAAUUCCACUUCUCUUUCUUCCUUAGAUCUUUCUCCUUCUUCAAUGGCCGCUGUUCAAAUCCUCCAACAUGAAUUGUCUCAUCAAUGGUUUGGAAAUCUUGUAACAAUGCACUGGUGGAAUUCUUUAUGGCUCAAUGAGGGCUUUGCUACUUUUUUAAAAUGGUAUAUUGCUCACAAAUUCUACCCCUCAUGGAAAGUUUGGCCUGAAUAUAUUGCUGAAUCCUUAGAAUUAGUCUUCAAAAUAGAUUCUUCUCCUCAGUCCCAUCCCGUCGAAUUAAAUAUUCAAAAUGUAUUUGAAGCUAAUGAUUUCUUUGAUCCAAUAGUAUAUAUCAAAGGCUGCUCUCUUUUAUUAAUGAUCUUUCAUCUUUUGGGAGAAAAUCACUUUAAUAGAAUCAUUUCCUUAUAUUUAAAGACUUACCAAUUUAAAAACCUCUCGUCUUUAGAGUUUUGGAAUUUCGUUUCCAAACAUUCCAAUUUGAACAUUACUAAUUUAAUGUACAAAUGGACUUUCGAAUCUGGCUACCCAAUUAUAAUGGUAUCUGAAAAUCAAAAUCAAAUCACUUUGAAUCAACAAAGAUGUUUUGGCAAUAUUGAAAAUUUUAAACAAGAAAAAAACAUUCUUUAUCCUUGUAUUCUUAGACUCAAAAACAAUCAAAAUAAAAUUCAAAAUACCAUUUUUGAUACAGAAGAAUUAAAAAUCAAUUUUAACGAUGCCUCGUUUUUCAAAAUAAAUUCGGAUCAUAUCGGUAUUUAUCGAACCUGCUAUGAAAAAAAUCGCUGGGAGAUUUUGGGAAAACAAGCAGUUAUAACAAACCUUCUUUCAGUGGAAGAUCGCAUUGGUUUAAUUACUGAUUCCUUUUUUUUGGGAAAUUCUGGUUACUGCUCGAUUAUAAAUUUCUUUAAUCUCAUAAAAAAAUGGACUCAUGAAGAAGAAACUAUUGUGUGGUUACAAAUGCUAACAAAACUACAUGAAAUUCGAACUCGUUGGACUUUUGAGUCUGAUAAGGUCUUUAAAGGAAUAAACAAGUUUAUCUCAUUUUUAAUUUCUUUUAAACUCUCCAAAAUUGAUUUAUCUAAUCUUUUUAUCGAAAUCAAUCAUUUUUCAAACAAUUAUUUGAAUCUAGAAAAAGAAAUAAUACAUGCAGCUAUUUAUGCCAGACACCUGGAAGUCUUAAAAAGAGCCGUAAAGCUAUUUAGAGAUUUGUCUCCAAAUGAAAUACUAGCAAUGAAAUUUUCUAUAAAAAUCUCAUUUUAUCAAUCAGUUGCAUUUGGAGGAAAUGAAAAUGAUUAUGAAAAGAUGAUAGAAAUUUACGAAAUUUCAUCAACGCUUGAGGAUAAAAAAGCUCUUCUCUCUUGUUUGGGCGGAUUUUCUUUUUCAAAUUUAAUCGAUCGCACUUUAAAUUUAAUUUUAGAUUCUUCGUUUGUCGAAGACGAUCAAAUUUUAAAUCUUGUCUACGGUUUUAGAUACAACAAAAUGGGAAAAUUAGCAUUGUGGAAUUGGUUUAAAGAAAAC